UUCCACGCACACGAGCGCCAUAUAAACGAACGCUGAACGCGUUCUAUGCUCUUGCCGAUUGCAAACCGCCGUUGCGAGCGCAGAACUGUGGGCACAAACAUCAAGGAUAAAAAUGGCAUUUUCCUGCACAGUCUUGGUGAUUCUCUGCUUGGCGGCAAGCUACGUCAGAUCGGCAAUCCCACCCGGCUAUAUUCUUGACAUUACUCCCGACUGUGGUUCUAACGGGAUCGAGGACGGUGUCGUCAACCUCAUGACGGACUUCAGUGCUGAAGCUAAGGCCAUAUGUGCCGGGGGAACCCAAGUCAAGUUCAGGUCCAAAGAUGGAGUCAACUAUGCAGUGCCCAUAUCCUACCCCGGCAAGGGAGGGAAGUCUGUCUGUAAAUACAAGAAAAAGCGAGAUUCCUUAGUCUACACAAUUCUAGUGAUCGUGGCCUUCGGCGAGCCCGGCAGUCGUCUUCACCAGUCUGACGAGGAGUACACUAUUACAUGUACCUUCCAACCAAAGGGCAAGAAAGACAGUGGUCCUCUGAAGAUCGUUCCAGGUGUAAGUGCUCCAAAGGUCAUAGAAGGCAAUAAGGCACCUCCCAGCCAGUCCGUGGUCAAGAUAUACUUGGUUGAUGUCAAGGGCGCCGCACUCACAGGGAACAUACCGACUGGCAAGAGCGUCCGACUCAUGGCACGAACCUACACAAAGACGGACUUAGGCAUACAAGUGGAGUCGUGUGACGCAAUGGAUUCUAAAGGAAACAGAUACUCCCUAUUGAGAGCUGGCUGUGGGGACGGCAUGAUCAUCAAUAAGAAUGAAGGCUUCAUCACUGCCGACAGGCGUUCGUUCAGCCCUUUCUUCAAGGUGUUCACCGUCAAUGGUGACUGGACGCUCCGGUUCGAAUGUAACUUUACAAUCUGUGCUGUAAAAUGCAAUGGUCCAUCCUGUUCAUCACAGAAAGUGGUACGGAGACGCAGAGACGCAAGUCUAGUUGGAAGACUGCAGUCUUUCAUAUCCGGAUGGAAGACCAAUAUGAUCACAGAACCUUACACCUUGACGGACAACGGAUUUACUGUCCAGCACAACGUCAACACCAACCAGCGUCGUUCAUCUAGGUUGUCCCGUGACCUACACAACCUAUAAAGGUUGAAAAAUGUACAGGGUGGUUGGUUGUCAAUAAACGUUAGUCUUAUUUUGGA
Haliotis rubra (blacklip abalone) is the source of this 1185-nucleotide messenger RNA. Its product is annotated as vitelline envelope sperm lysin receptor-like. NCBI's taxonomy places the organism in Eukaryota, Metazoa, Mollusca, Gastropoda, Lepetellida, Haliotidae. The record is from RefSeq and is a predicted model, not a curated record. The coding region runs from base 113 to 1129 and encodes 338 amino acids. The transcript is spliced from 10 exons.